AUGAUAAAGCACCUGGAGGAUCUGUUUUCAACACCACACACACCUGCAGGGGCAGCAGGUGUCCAUAAAAGAAAUUACGAGGACCUUGUUUAUGAGAACCUGAGUGAGAAGUUCCAUCUCAUUCUCCUCUCUUGUGUGCAAAUAGCAAGCAAACUGUCUUUGCACAGUGCUGUGGUUGACAACAACACAGCAGUGCAGUUUCUUCACUCGAUGGGCCACAGCAUUUCCAAACAAACUAUCAUGGACAUGGAGCUGAUGAUCUUGAAAGCACUUGACUUCAGGAUAAACACCCCCAACCCUCUGACUUAUGUUGAGAUACUCCUGGAGGUGCUUGGGCACAAUGACUCUUCUAUCCCUGUGGAGCACCUGCAUCACCUCAGCAGACACGUUCUCCAGUUCACCUACCUCCAGAGGACAGCCAUCUAUGACUCCCUGCUCAAGGCCACCACCCAGUGCCUGAGCCCAUCUGACGAACAGAGGUAGGUUGCAUCCCAAAAGGCACCCUAUUCCCUAUAGUGCUCUAUUUUUGACCAGGGCCAUUGGCAGCCGUAGUUUUCCUCUCUCAAUGUUAGGCCGUGUGUUUAGUUAACAGCAGUGUAACAGCCAUAAAUAAGCAUGUGUUC
Molecule: messenger RNA, 623 nt
Organism: Salvelinus namaycush (lake trout)
Lineage: Eukaryota; Metazoa; Chordata; Actinopteri; Salmoniformes; Salmonidae
Gene: cntd1
Product: cyclin N-terminal domain containing 1
Exons: 3
Coding region: 1-483 (160 amino acids)
Biological process (GO): reciprocal meiotic recombination
Cellular component (GO): site of double-strand break
Source: RefSeq, a predicted model, not a curated record